AUGGUCAGGGAACUGAUAGAUCAUGUGGAAGAUUUGGCCGUGGCUCCGCUCACCAUCACUUACGUGAGAGAGAAAGUCAUUGACUUCUCAAAGCCGUUUAUGACUUUGGGAAUCUCCAUUCUCUACCACAAACCUAACGGGACAAAUCCAGGUGUGUUCUCGUUCCUGAACCCUCUGUCUCCAGACAUCUGGAUGUACGUGCUGCUGGCCUGCCUCGGGGUCAGCUGCGUUCUCUUCAUCAUUGCCAGGUUUACACCGUAUGAAUGGUACAACCCUCAUCCCUGCAACCCAGAUUCUGAUGUAGUCGAGAACAACUUCACUUUAAUAAACAGUGUUUGGUUUGGAGUUGGAGCCCUGAUGCAGCAAGGAUCGGAGCUGAUGCCCAAGGCUUUAUCCACCAGGAUUGUUGGAGGCAUCUGGUGGUUCUUCACUCUCAUCAUCAUCUCAUCAUACACAGCUAACCUGGCCGCCUUCCUCACUGUGGAGAGAAUGGACUCGCCUAUAGACUCGGCCGAUGAUCUGGCCAAACAGACCAAGAUAGAGUACGGUGCUGUGAGGGACGGCUCCACCAUGACCUUCUUUAAGAAAUCCAAAAUCUCCACCUGUGAGAAGAUGUGGGCGUUCAUGAGCAGCCGUAAGAACACGGCUCUGGUGAAGAAUAACCGCGAGGGGACAUUUUUACCUUUUCAUUCAGGUUUAUUUCAGAUCUGA
Triplophysa dalaica is the source of this 711-nucleotide messenger RNA. RefSeq names its product glutamate receptor ionotropic, kainate 1-like. The record is from RefSeq and is a predicted model, not a curated record. The transcript is spliced from 5 exons. The coding region runs from base 1 to 711 and encodes 236 amino acids. Gene Ontology annotation, cellular component: plasma membrane; kainate selective glutamate receptor complex; postsynaptic membrane. Gene Ontology annotation, biological process: monoatomic ion transport; synaptic transmission, glutamatergic; modulation of chemical synaptic transmission. NCBI's taxonomy places the organism in Eukaryota, Metazoa, Chordata, Actinopteri, Cypriniformes, Nemacheilidae. Gene Ontology annotation, molecular function: kainate selective glutamate receptor activity; transmitter-gated monoatomic ion channel activity involved in regulation of postsynaptic membrane potential.